Messenger RNA from Neodiprion fabricii, 2941 nucleotides. It is a transcript of the gene nvd, whose product is annotated as cholesterol 7-desaturase nvd. Bases 286 to 1677 code for a protein of 463 amino acids. NCBI's taxonomy places the organism in Eukaryota, Metazoa, Arthropoda, Insecta, Hymenoptera, Diprionidae. The transcript has 7 exons. The record is from RefSeq and is a predicted model, not a curated record. Gene Ontology annotation, biological process: cholesterol metabolic process; chlorophyll biosynthetic process. Gene Ontology annotation, molecular function: chlorophyllide a oxygenase activity; 2 iron, 2 sulfur cluster binding. Gene Ontology annotation, cellular component: chloroplast.
CGAGCGUAGAUGUGCAACGGGGCGCAUGCACCUGCCACGCGGGCAACACCUCGCUUAGUACAUACGUAGGUAAAAUUACUAUACGGGAAUGGUGUAUCAAAUUGCACAGCGGCGUACACGUCUAGCGAGACGUACUCGAUGCACAAGUACAGAAUAUUGAUGUCAGCAAAAGAUCAAAGACUCGGCUCAACUACCUGCCCCGCCCGCCUUUUUCGCGUCAUUCUCUUUGAGAACUCCACCACUGCUUGGGAAUGAAUAACGAGUGAUACUACCUUCAAAGAUAAGAUGGCAGUCGUCUGGUGGAUAGUGAGUGCCGUAACAUCCGCGCUCAUUCUAAUUUACCUGGCAUUCUUCUGGAAGAUCAAUUGGAUCAAGGAUUUGACGGAAAAUGACGCGAAGAGGUCUUGGCUCAACAAGCGAUUAGGUGAUGGUAAGAGUGGAGGUGGUUCGAGGAACAAGAACAGAAAAGUAGGUCACCUACCCCCGGUGUAUCCGAACGGAUGGUUCGCGCUCUUGGAAAGCUCGCAUUUGAAACGUGGCGAAGCCAAGCACAUCUCAGCUCUUGGACAGAACUUUGCAGUUUUUAGAACGCAAAAGGGAACUGUUAGCGUACUGGAUGCUUAUUGCCCACACCUAGGCGCGAACAUGGGAGAGGGUGGCAGAGUUCGAGGAGAUUGUCUCGAAUGUCCCUUUCACGGCUGGCUUUUCAGAGGAGCCGACGGUCGAUGCCAGGACAUACCAUACUCGGACAAAGUGCCAGAAUUCGCGAAAACCAAGGCGUGGGAUUGCUGCGAAGUCAACCAAUUGAUCUUCGUUUGGCAUCACGCAGAGAACGCAAAGCCAAGCUGGCGGCCGCAAGCCCUCGGAGAAAUAUCUGACGGGAGGUGGCGUUAUCACGGAAGAAACGAGUUCAUUGUCAACAGUCAUAUACAGGAAAUACCGGAAAACGGAGCUGACUGGGCUCACCUUAGCGCUGUUCACGGUCCUUCGAUUCUACUAAGCGAGCGUGUACCGUGGCUUGCACGUCACAGCUGGACGGGAGCGGAAUGGACGUCGCACGUAUCGCCGCCGCAAGAGCGAACAAUGGCAAAGGAGGAGGAAGCAGGAAAGGCACAGGCUGAAGAGGAAUGUGGGGCUGAGGUUGAUAAUGCACCGGAAACCGACCCCAACAUAUCGCGAGAAAAUGUAGCAGGCACGGGGAAGUUCGAAAACGGCGGUGGCAAGAUUAGCAAGGAUAAAACGGCGAGCAGCAACAAGUCGCACAAGGCGAUAAUGCGGUUACGUCACAGCUUGAUCCUCUUCGAACGCAUCCCAAUCCUGGAACUUGACGUUCGAGCCGAACAGAUAGGACCCGGUUACGUGGAACUGCUCGUGCAAAGCAGCAUGGGGCCGAUGUGCAUUCUGCAAACUGUCACGCCGCUGGAGCCACUAAUGCAACGCGUUACACAUCUAAUGUUCGCACCCCCCCUGCUUGCGCCGCUCGCUACUCUGGUACUGUUUGGCGAAAGCGUAAUGUUCGAGCGGGAUGUUGCCGUCUGGAAUCACAAGCGUUUCGAGCAAAGGCCCCUUUUGGUUCGUGAGGAUCGAUCGAUUCUUGCCUACCGCCGGUGGUACGCGCAGUUCUAUUCACCCCACAGUCCGACCUAUCAGUCCACCACGCGAUCGCUGCAAUGGUAAUUUUUCAUUUUUCCAAUCACACACAUAUUCAGACACGUCGCCGACGACCAUUUCUCCUAUAUAAUCAACAUUCAGUCAGUUCCUCCGGACUGAUAUCAUUUCAGCGGUGCGAUGUGAUUGGCCGAAUACUCCGAAAUUUUGCCCAUGCUAAAUUUUUUUUUCUUUUUUUUCAACUGUCGCGGUUAUAAAUAGAUUAUGGAAAAUAUAAGUGUCCGGAACGACGUGUCACAUUAAAAAUUAAAUAUCAUUAGAAUAGUACUCCAUGAAACAGUAUUUAAGCAUAAAUAGUACUGAUUAUAGUAGUCUGAAACGCUCUCCUCCUUCCCACUUUCCAUCGCUGCACCGCAAACCCCGCGAGAACGAGUCGAAUAAUCUGGAAAUUCCUUGUUUUUAAGAAUAAUAUCACGGGAUGCUUGUAAAUAAAAACAGCUGCUGUAUUUGUGAAUUUGUGUUAUUAUAAGACCAAGAUAGCUCAUUUGAUUAAGUUUGCUUGGAAAUUGCCAACGGAAUCAUGAGUGUCUUGCAUUCCAUAAAUAUAAUAUUGGUUCAGCGGAAUUGUCACUAAUAACACUGUACAUAAAUAACAGUAAUUCUAUCGCGAAAAACUACAUACAACAGUAGAAAUUCGUUGACAUAAUAAAUAAGAACGCAGAUUAUUACCAAGAAAUUGUGCUAUAUAAAUUCAUUCGCUGCUUACAAAUAUUCAACUUCCCUUUCACCGUGUGUAUUAUUAGUUAUCACAGAAUUCUUAUCUUAUUAUUAAUUAAUUCUACAGCUUAAGCAUGUUAGAGUUAUUUGAAAACAAUUGUUUGUCUUCAAUUGUUAUAUUCCAUCCCCCAAAUCUGUUCGUUCUAGUAUAAGGUUAGAUGCUUUGAAGUCUGGGCACUAGAAAAAUAUCUAAAAUAAGACUGCGCGACGUACGCACGGCAGUAAGUUCUACAACUAGUAGAAAACAUUGUAAAGAGAUUAUUUUCAAUAACGUAUGGGUGUACAAGACUGAAGAAGAACUUAUUGCCUCACAACUGCAAUGGAGCCUACUCGGCAUAAAAGUAUCAUCGAGAUACGAUCGAGAUGAACUUUGAAAUGUUUCGAGACCAUUGUCGAGUAUGAGAUUAAAGAAAGAACUGCAAUUCCCAUUGUUGAUUUAAGAGUGUACCGAUCAUACGGUCCAGCCAAAGAGCUGUCCAGACAGAAAUAUGAUAUAACAAUGGUUUGGACGUGCAACUGAAGUCAAUCGAGUUGAAUUUUGUUGAAACAAUAUUCC